ACAUGUCUGAUGUCUCUCCUGCUGGCCAUUCACCAGUACAGAGACAAUAGGAUGGCCCAUAACACUGCCCUACUGCAGAAACAAGUGGAGGAGCUGUCAGGACUGCAGCGUGGUUGUCUGUUGUCAUCGGGCCAGGUGCUGCCCAGUGAGUGUGUCAGUGGGCUGGCAGGAGACCCCAACACUAUCCCUGCACUCACAGGAACCAUCAUCUCUCUACUGGUCCAACUUGCCUGUGUUGAUGAUAGCAGAGAGGUUCUCCAGAGCAGUUAUAACCUGACCAGCACUCUGGCCUCCAUCAUCCACUACCACAGCGGCACCCCCAGGGAGCUGUUGGUACUACAGUACAACACCCGGAUAAUCCACUGUGCCAACUAAAUCUAUGACGCAGACUUUCUCAUGACCAACAUCCAGUUGCACAAUGGUGACAUCAUCAUGCUGUGCCUGGGUCUGAAGGCUAACCUGUGUCACUACAACCUGUCGGUACAGACUCACAUCAAAGCACGGAGUAAUGUCAAGGCGUUCUACCGUACCCUGAUUACCUUCCUGGCCGACAACGUUUUGACGGUGGUGGUGUUCGCUCUCUCCAUACUGGCCAGCCUCACUCUCAAUGAGGAGGUGGGGGAGUAGCUGUUCCAUGCUAAGAACAUCCACCAGACAUUCCAGCUGAUCUUUAACAUCAUCGUCAACGGCGACGGAACCCUAACCAGGAACUACUCUGUUGACCUACUGGUGGACCUACUGAGGAUGCAGAUAGCUGACUACCUGACCAGGUAUGAACACUUCUCAGUGUGCGUAUCCCAGGUGUUGGGUCUGCUACAUGUCAAAGACCCGGACUCUGCUGCCAAGGUGUUGGAGCUGCUCCUGGCUCUGUGUGGUUGGUCAGGCCUAAGGUCUCUGCUGUGUGAGGUCGUGUUCCGUCCCGUCGCCCCACGGCUGCGAGCUGCAAGCUGCAGACAGGGGGCGGGCCUAGACGCAGGCCAGAAAACCGAGCCGGGCUUAGCUCUCAUCCAAUGGCUAAGCUCUCCAGCUGACGGGGAGGAGUCAUGCUGUCUACAGGCGCUGCAGCUGCUGACUGAACUACUGGAGGUACGGCAACCCAACGUGGACGAGGCGUUGGCAUGGUGUCCGUGCAGGUUGAGCUCCCAGGUCUGUCUCUCUCAGGUUCAAAUACUGCUCUCCUGUUGCCAUAACAAUGACCCCCUCACCAGCCACGACUGCAGCCUCAGUCAAGUGUGUGGUGAGGCGGUGUUGAAGACUCUGGAGUUGAUGAGUAAACUGAGACAGAAGGUGAAAGACAUGGAGACCAGCUUCUACAGAAUACUACAGGACCAGAGGAUGGUCACAUUCCUCUCUCUGGCUCUCACGUUCAAUCACUAAGAACAUGUUCAGACUGGGCUUCGUCUACUGUUUGAGGCCACGCCUCUCCCAGACUUCUGACUGAACACAAACAUAAACAAGCACAAUUAAAUCAAAUGUUAUUUGUC
Molecule: messenger RNA, 1484 nt
Organism: Salvelinus sp. IW2-2015
Lineage: Eukaryota; Metazoa; Chordata; Actinopteri; Salmoniformes; Salmonidae
Source: RefSeq, a predicted model, not a curated record